UUAUUAUUAUAUUUUUGCCGCCCGUAGAAAACCUUGUUAUCCUCUCCAAUCUUCAUCAUAAAGAAUGCAACCUACAAUGAAGAAGUGUUGGCUAUCCAAGUCUCAAAAAUGAGCUCAACCGGAAAAUGUCGCGUCUCUGUUUUUAGGCUCGUCACAACCACCACCGAGCAUGCUCCGACUAGCCUACCACCGCUUUCCGUUAGCAAGGAUCGCCGCCGAACUCUCACCCUUACUCCUCUUCUCCACCGAACAUCUCCCAUCAUCUUCCCCUUACGAGGCCAACACCCACCUUAAACAUCUCGUUAAAGCCAACCGCCUGGCAGACGCACGUCAACUGUUCGAUCAAAUGCACCAUCGCGACGAGAUCUCCUGGACCACCAUCAUCUCCGGCUACAUCGCCGCCUCCAACCCUAACGAAGCCCUUUCCCUUUUCUACUCUUUCCUCACUGACUCCUCCCUCUCUCCCGACUCCUUCAUCCUCAGCCUCGCCCUCAAAGCCUGCGCCUUCAAUUCUUCCUUUCAUCUGCACGGCCAUGCCAUCCACGCACUUACCCUCAAAUCCGGUGCACUGCACUCCGUCUUCGUCGGCUCAUCCCUCCUCGACUUCCAGUCUCGCGCAACUCCCAAUGAUCCCUCCGCUGCAUUCAAGGUCUUCGAAGAAAUGCCCCAACGCAACGUCGUCACCUGGACCUCAGCUAUCGCCGCCCUCGUUCGCGCCGGAAAAUGCCGCGACGCCCUUCUCGCCUUCGCCUCCAUGCCGGUUCCCUACGACUCUCACACCUACGCCAUUGCACUCAAGGCAUGCGCCGAUGCCGGUUUCCUGCUCACCGGCCGUGAAAUCCACGCCGGAGCUUUGAAGGACGGCCAAUCCAACAUCUCCUUCGUCUCCAACGCCCUUGUCACGCUCUACUCCAAGUCCCACCACCUCUACCCCGCCCUCACCAUCUUCGAAGCAAUGCAAACACGAGACGUUGCCUCCUGGACAACCCUAAUCUCUACAUACUCCCAAACAGGCCGACCAUCCGACGCCGUCGCCUCCUUCCUACGCCUCCUCGCCCACCCAAAAGACGGAAACCCUAACGACUACACCUACGCUGCCACAAUCUCCGCCUGCUCCACGCUCGCGGAUGCCACACUCGGCUCACAGAUCCACGCCCACGCGGCUCGGAGCGGAUUUGCUUCCGCCUCUUCCGUCUCCAACGCGCUCGUCACAAUGUACGCUCGUGCUGGGCUGCUACCCGCGGCGGUAGCCGCUUUCAGAGAAACCACGGCGAAGGACCUCGUCUCCUGGAGCGCGGUGAUCGCUGCGCAUGCGCAGGAAGGCCGUGCGGCCGAAUCAUUCUCGCUCUUCGACCAGAUGCGUUGCCAUGGCGGGGUUCCGGCGACCGAAAUCACUCUCGCGAGCCUCCUCAGCGCAAGCGCUUCAGCCGCAGUGCUCGACGCCGGCCGGCAAAUCCAUGCCCUUGCCCUUGCUGUGGGACUUGAAUCCGAUCCUAUGGUCACAAGCGCACUCAUUGCAAUGUACGGUAAAUGCGGCGGUAUAGACCAAGCUGCCGCCGUGUUCGCCUGCGUGCGGCCGGCGGACACAAUCUCAUGGACGGCGAUGAUCAUGGGCUACGCGGAGCAUGGACGAAGCGCGGAUGCGAUCCAACUGUUUGAUGUUAUGCGUGAGAGGAACAUAAAGCGGGAUGGUGUUACUUACCUCGGAGUUCUGACGGCGUGCAGCCAUGGUGGGAUGGUGGAGGAUGGACUGAGAUACUUGGACGCGAUGAGGGAGGAAGGGAUGGAGGCGGAGAAGGAGCACUAUGGUUGUUUAGUGGAUAUGUUGGGGAGGGCGGGUAGACUGAAGGAGGCGGAAGGGAUAGUGGAGAGGAUACCGGCGGGGAUGGCGGAUGAGGUGGCGUGGACGGCGUUGCUGAGAGCGUGCGAGGUGAAAGGGGAGGCGGUGGUGGGGAGAAAAGCGGCGGGGAGAGCGGUGGAGAAUGAUCCGGGAUGUGCGGGAGUGAGAGUGGUGAUGGCGAACUUAUAUGCGAAGGGGAGGAGGUGGAGGGAGGCGGCGAGGGUGAGGAAGGAGAUGAGGGAGAAGGGGAUGAGGAAGGAGGUGGGGUGGUCGUGGGUGGCCGGAAAUGGGGGAGAGGUGGAGGUGUUUGUUGCGGCGGGAAGAGAGCAUGCGAGGGCCAAUGAGGUUUAUGAAAUGAUUGGAUUAGUGGAUUUUGGGGCGAGGAUGGUUGGGAGAGAAGAAGAGUUGUAGUAAGAGUGGGGGAAUGGCAAAGAGAGGGAGGGGAGUUUGUGUUUUUGAAUUUAUUAAUUGAUUUCAAAUUUUGGAUUAAAAAUUACUACACCUCAUGGAUGAAUUUGCUAUAUAUUUGUGUAAAAAAAUUAAGCCAUGCUAAUAUCGAUCAUAAUGAGUUUAAAAAA
This is a messenger RNA of Dendrobium catenatum, 2418 nucleotides long. Its product is annotated as putative pentatricopeptide repeat-containing protein At3g47840. The transcript has a single exon. Gene Ontology annotation, molecular function: protein binding; RNA binding. Lineage: Eukaryota; Viridiplantae; Streptophyta; Magnoliopsida; Asparagales; Orchidaceae. Bases 170 to 2251 code for a protein of 693 amino acids. Gene Ontology annotation, biological process: RNA modification. The record is from RefSeq and is a predicted model, not a curated record.